AUGUCAGACGUGCUGCAUGCGUGGACCAGCCAUCUGCUUGCGUGGUCACGCCGUAAGCCAGUCAAGGCGGCACUGCUCGACAAGAUCAAGGCUGCCCAGCACUAUGACGAGUGGCUCGAGGCCGCCCAGGCAUUGGACAAUUUGCCUAAUGCAUACCGGUGGCGCAUCAACCCCAUUGACUCGCGCUAUGAUUUCCGCCUGCUGGAGGAGCGCAGGCGCAACCUCUACCUCAAGCGCAGGGACGAUGAUAUACCCGAGUUGACUUCGUACCUACGACACGGGCUAUUCCGUAACAUGUAUGGCAUCACAAAGCUGGCUCUGUAUGACAAGACGUAUGCCAGCACCAAGGAAAACAUCCAUCUGUACGUGGAUGUCACAGUCGACAGUAUCCGCACCAUUGCUACAUCGGCCACGAGUGAGACCACGCGCGACGGAAGACUGAGCGCCCAGGAGCUGAUCGAUAAUGUGCACGACGCCAAGCAAACCUUUGGGCAUUCUGCCCUGAUGCUGCAAGGCGGUUCCAUAUUUGGACUGUGCCAUCUGGGAGUGGUCAAGGCACUGCUGCAGGAAGACUGUCUGCCUCGAGUGAUAGUCGGCACUGCGACAGGAGCCCUCAUGGCAGCACUCGUUGGCAUACAUACCAGAGAGGAGCUGCCAGAACUGCUCUGUGGAGAGAGACUCGAUCUGUCUGCCUUCGCUGCUUCUUCUCUCGAAGCCAAGAGACGCAACGCAGCAGAGCUCGAGCUCCUUGGAAAGGAUGCGCCAGCGGGAAUACUGCCAAAUUGGUUCCACGUCCUGGGCCGGAGAAUUGAAAGACUUGCCAUGGAGGGCUUUAUCUUGGACCCGGAUGUGCUCAAUGAAUGUAUCAAAGCCAACGUGGGAGACAUUACCUUUGCCGAAGCCUACCAACGUACCGGCUGCAUUCUCAAUAUCGUAGUCUCGCCCCCAACGGAAGAUAUUCCCAGCCUGAUGAACCACCUCACUGCGCCAAACGUGCUGGUACGCUCGGCAGCCAUGAUAUCACAUGUCACCAAUAUUGUGUACCAGAAGAGCAGGACGCCUAUUUACCUGCUCUCUAAGGAUUCGGACGGAAAUAUUGAAACCAUCAUGCUCCCUCCGCCCUCCCAUGAGACCGCUCACCCCGCUCAGCGACCUGGCCUUCGUUUAGCCCAUGACCAUCCGACACGCAGGUUGCGACAACAGUUCAACGUAGAACACUUCAUCAUCUGCCAAGCACGUCCCUACCUCGCACCAUUCAUCCAACCGUCCCUGCCCUACGUGCGCGGAGAGGGCCACAGCUGGCUGCCACCCCUGUUCAUGGGGCUUGUAAAGCAUACCCUCCAACUGGCCGAUAUUUUUGGCGUUCUCCCCGCCAACAUCAGCCGCAUUCUCAGCGACGAACAAAUUCAAGGAGACAAAUUCAUUCUCGUGCCGGAGCUGGCGAUUACGGACUGGAGACGCAUGCUCAAGAACCCCUCCAAGGAAGAGGUCGAUUACUGGAUCCUGAAGGGUGAACGAUGUGUCUGGCCCAGUCUGUGCGCGUUGAAGGUGAGAAUGACUGUCGAGAACGCGCUUGCGGAGGCUUGGACGAGCGUCAAGAGGAAGAAAGGAGGGAACUGCGGCGCAGAGACAAACACUGCUGCUGAUGAGCGGAGCUUGAUCGCCCUACCUCCGCAGCCAGUAUACAGGGCCGACCAAUAAGCGCGAAGAGACCUGCGCCCGCAUCGGCUUUACAUAAUAUGGGACAUACACGUACACUGCAUGAAAGG
Sphaerulina musiva SO2202 is the source of this 1769-nucleotide messenger RNA. RefSeq lists its product as uncharacterized. The record is from RefSeq and is a predicted model, not a curated record. NCBI's taxonomy places the organism in Eukaryota, Fungi, Ascomycota, Dothideomycetes, Mycosphaerellales, Mycosphaerellaceae. Gene Ontology annotation, biological process: lipid metabolic process. The coding region runs from base 1 to 1701 and encodes 566 amino acids. The transcript has 4 exons. Gene Ontology annotation, molecular function: triacylglycerol lipase activity.